This is a messenger RNA of Patella vulgata (common limpet), 225 nucleotides long. RefSeq names its product beta-2 adrenergic receptor-like. The annotation marks the transcript as partial. Gene Ontology annotation, cellular component: membrane. Gene Ontology annotation, biological process: G protein-coupled receptor signaling pathway. The record is from RefSeq and is a predicted model, not a curated record. Gene Ontology annotation, molecular function: G protein-coupled receptor activity. Lineage: Eukaryota; Metazoa; Mollusca; Gastropoda; Patellidae. The transcript is spliced from 4 exons.
UGCUCAUUUGGUUUAGUCUUGGCGAUCCUCUCCAUGUUGAUUAUUUUGACCAAUUCUGUGCUAGUGAGUCUUGAUCGUUAUUUACUUGUAACCCGGCCAUUACGAUACGAAAGUAUCGUUACGUCUUUUAGAUGUAAGGUGUGUAUCGCUCUGUCUUGGACAGUCUCGACAUUCUUUGCUGCCCUGCCGUUAAUGGCCCAUUUUGUUAAUUGUCUUGUCACAUGA